Molecule: messenger RNA, 1261 nt
Organism: Phoenix dactylifera (date palm)
Lineage: Eukaryota; Viridiplantae; Streptophyta; Magnoliopsida; Arecales; Arecaceae
Source: RefSeq, a predicted model, not a curated record
UCGAGAGUACGAAGCGAGUUUAUCCUCUACACCAGACUGGGAGGCGAGCUUUGUUCUCUUCAAAGGAAGCCUACAAGGAAAGCUUCCUCUCGAACCCCAGCCUCUGCGCUUCCAGCGAUCUCUUAUACGUCCCUGUCUGCAAACAUGGUUCGCCAUGGAAGAUGCGUAUAAUCCUCAUCGUUCUUGCUUCACUCGUCACCUUGAUGGCAACCGUCUUCACCGUCUUCAAACGAAGAGACCGUCAUGGGAGAAACAAUGUCAGAGAUUUACCCACGUGGAAGAUGAUGUCUUUCUAUCCGUUGGAUCUUAUUGAGUCCACCAUCCUGAGUGGGCUCACGGAAGACAACCUUAUCGGGAGUGGCGGGGGCGGGAAAGUAUAUCGGAUUGUGCUGGAGGACCAUGUUGCACAGAUCGUGGCCGUUAAAAAGAUCUGGAACACCAGGAAGCUUGAUUCCCUGCUGGAGAAGGAGUUCCAAGCUGAGGUCCAAAUUCUAGGCUCCAUCAGGCAUGCGAAUAUUGUUAAACUACUCUGCUGCCUCUGGAGCAUCGACACAAAGCUGCUAGUGUACGAGUACAUGGAGAACGGGAGCCUGGAGCUGUGGCUUCACAAGAAGUGGAGGGUGGGGGAGCAAACCGAAGAGAUGAACUCUGAUCACGUCCCUUUAGAUUGGUCGACCAGGUUGCGGAUUGCUGUUGAUGUGGCACGAGGGUUAUGCUACAUGCACCAUGGUUGCUCCCCACCUAUCGUGCACCGAGAUGUGAAGUCCAGUAACAUACUAUUAGACUCGGAAUUUAGAGCCAAGAUCGCUGAUUUUGGUCUGGCUCGAAUGCUUGUCAAGCCUGGAGAGCCCAAUACGGUGUCAGCUGUCGCGGGGACAUUCGGUUACAUGGCUCCAGAAUGCGCAUGCUCGAGAAAAGUAAAUGAGAAGAUGGAUGUGUACAGCUUUGGAGUGAUUCUUUUGGAACUAACCACCGGAAGGAAAGCAAGGGAUGGUGGUGAGCAUGAUAAUCUAGCAGGAUGGGCUUGGCGCUGCUUACAGAAGGAUAACAAGGUGAUCGAUGCUAUAGAUCAGGAUAUCAAGGAUCCGACAUAUAUAGAGGAGAGUGCGCUUAUCUUUAAAUUAGGAGUCAUGUGCACUAGCCCAUUGCCUUCUUCGAGACCUACAAUGAAUGAUGCACUACAAAUCUUACUGCGAUGUCAACAAGCUACUGCAAAUAUUACCAUGGUGUGAAUGAAAAGAUGGUAUUAUAGAGCUUCUAC